CAGCUCUGCUGGUCUGCGUUCCUGCCCCUCUGCAACCAUGAAGUCCUCCGUGUCUCGGCGGAUGUUCUCCACCAACGGGGGCUUCAGCUCCAGCUCUGCCAGUGGUGGGGGCAGGUCCCAGGCCCACACGAGCUUUAGCUCAGUGACGGUGUCCCAGAGCAGUGGCAGCAGUGAGGGGGCCCGCUGUGGCCCCAGAACGGGUGGCUUUGGCAGCCGGAGCCUCCAUAACUUGGGGGGCAGCAAGAGCAUCUCUGUCAGUGUGGCUGGAGGGGCCUCGUCAGGGCGGGGCCCGGGAGGCUUUGGCCUUGGUGGUGGGGCCUAUAUGGGCCUGGGGGCUGGGAGGCAGACAUUCAGGCCUGCCUGUCCUCCGGGUGGCAUCCAGCAGGUCACUGUCAACCAGAGCCUGCUGACCCCCCUCAACGUGGAGAUAGACCCGGAGAUCCAGCGGGUGCGCACCCAGGAGCGGGAGCAGAUCAAAGUGCUGAACAACAAGUUUGCUUCCUUCAUCGACAAGGUGCGGUUCCUGGAGCAGCAGAACAAGGUGCUGGAGACCAAGUGGGCGCUGCUGCAGGAGCAGGGCCAGAACUCAGGUGUCAUCAGGAACAAUCUGGAGCCCCUCUUUGAGAAUUACAUCAGAAACCUGCAGAGGAACCUGGACAGCCUCCUGAGUGAGCGGGGGAGGCUGGACUCAGAGCUGAGGAAUGUGCGGGAUGUCAUCGAGGACUUCAAGAACAAGUAUGAGGAUGAAAUCAACAAGCGCACUGGUGCGGAGAAUGAGUUUGUGGUGCUCAAGAAGGAUGUGGAUGCCGCAUACAUGGGCCGAAUGGAUUUGCACGGCAGAGUGGGCCUCCUGACCAAGGAGAUUGACUUCCUGAGUCACCUCUAUGAGAUGGAGCUGAGCCAAGUGCAGACUCACGUGUCUGACACCAAUGUCGUCCUCUCCAUGGACAAUAACCGCAGCCUGGAUCUGGACAGCAUCAUCGCCGAGGUCAAGGCCCAGUACGAACUGAUCGCCCAGAAGAGCAGGGCUGAGGCCGAGGCCUUGUACCAGAUCAAGUACGAGGAGUUGCAGGUGACAGCUGGGAAACAUGGGGACAACCUGCGGGACACCAAGAAUGAGAUCUCUGAGCUCACCCGCACUGUCCAGAGGCUGCAGGGGGAGGUGGAUGCAGCCAAGAAGCAGUGCCAGCAGCUGCAGACUGCCAUUGUGGAAGCGGAGCGGUGUGGGGACCUGGCAUUAAAGGAUGCUCAGAAAAAGCUUGGGGACCUGGACACAGCCCUGCACCAGGCCAAGGAGGACCUGGCCCGGCUACUGCGCGACUACCAGGCUCUCAUGAACAUCAAGCUGGCUCUGGACGUGGAGAUCGCCACUUACCGCAAGCUGCUGGAGAGCGAGGAGAGCCGGAUGUCUGGAGAAUGUCCCAGUGCCGUUAGCAUCUCGGUGACGGGCAACUCCACCACUGUGUGCGGAGGCGGCGCAGCUGGCUUUGGGGGUGGCAUCUCCCUGGGUGGGAGUCGGGGAGCCAGUAAGGCUGGAUUCAGCACCAAUGUGGGCUAUAGCACUGCCAAGGGAGGGCCCGCCCCUGGGGGCACCUCCAUCCUGCAGAAGACCACCACGGUCAAGACGUCCAGCCGGAGGUAUUAGCUGCUGUCUUGCAAGCCAAGGCCCCUUUAGUCCCCACUCCCUUACCCGACCUCUGCUGUCCUCCUCACCUACCUCUUUAGGAGCAGGAAUAGCCCUGGGACCACAGAUUCAGAGUAUUUGCAUAUAAUCUGCAUUUUGGGGAGGUCUCAAAUCUACCCAGCUUCUCUGGUUAUACAAUAGGAUGGGAGUGGAGGUUAAGGCCACCAGCUUGAGUGAUGUGUUUGGGUGAUUUGGGGGUGAUUUUCUGACCACUGAGAGGAAGUUGGAUUUCCCAGCUUCCCGCACCUCUUCUACUCAUCUACUCUGGGCUCAGAUCAGGCUGAGGGAGGAGGGAGAGAAGUCACGAGUGGUACCCAGAGGCACUUCAACCUCCCCAGUCUCCUACCAGACCCACCCAAUUCCUGAAUCUACCUACACCCACCUCCCCUGUCUGUACCUGUGAUGUGUCUCAAUAAAUGGCAACUGCA
Molecule: messenger RNA, 2112 nt
Organism: Camelus dromedarius (Arabian camel)
Lineage: Eukaryota; Metazoa; Chordata; Mammalia; Artiodactyla; Camelidae
Gene: KRT79
Product: keratin 79
Exons: 9
Coding region: 38-1645 (535 amino acids)
Biological process (GO): intermediate filament organization; keratinization
Cellular component (GO): keratin filament
Molecular function (GO): structural constituent of skin epidermis
Source: RefSeq, a predicted model, not a curated record